Messenger RNA from Colletotrichum graminicola M1.001, 354 nucleotides. RefSeq lists its product as uncharacterized. The coding region runs from base 1 to 354 and encodes 117 amino acids. Lineage: Eukaryota; Fungi; Ascomycota; Sordariomycetes; Glomerellales; Glomerellaceae. The record is from RefSeq and is a predicted model, not a curated record. The transcript has a single exon.
AUGACUGAGCUGGUUUCUUCAGAUAACAACUUCCCGCCUCACAAGACGGAGUUUUCCAGGGCUCGUUACCAGAUCGCAAAGAUCCUCGACACAAGUGGGAACGGGGCAAAGGUCGAGGCGGAGAUGAAAGUUUCUUGGAGCGAUCCUGAAAAAUCCGAGCCCCGCCCCGGCGCGAGGUACCAAAUGACGCCCUUGCUCGAUUUUGAGAACAGUUGGAGGCGUUUCAUGGACGCCAAUGAGGGGCUGUUCUACGGCGUCGUUCUUUGCCGAGGGCUUUUUGCCUUUCGCCCUUCCGGUGCCGAUGGCACCGCACCGAACACUCGUGUCUCCUUGAUAUCUUAUCGACCAGCGUAA